Molecule: messenger RNA, 1758 nt
Organism: Drosophila erecta
Lineage: Eukaryota; Metazoa; Arthropoda; Insecta; Diptera; Drosophilidae
Gene: ifc
Product: sphingolipid delta(4)-desaturase DES1
Exons: 2
Coding region: 180-1145 (321 amino acids)
Biological process (GO): ceramide biosynthetic process
Cellular component (GO): membrane
Molecular function (GO): sphingolipid delta-4 desaturase activity
Source: RefSeq, a predicted model, not a curated record
CUAUCGGUUCGGUUUUCAGCCCUAUCACGUAAGGUCAUAUUAAUUUUUCAAUCCGCCCAGUUGGACGUUUGGACAGUUUCCUUCCUCGCGCCGGUCGAUAAUGUUGGCCAACUAACACCGACCUGUAGCACGUCACCCGUAACAAGAACCUAGAACCGCAACCAGUCCAACUGUCCAAGAUGGGCCAGAAAGUUUCGCGCACCGACUUCGAGUGGGUGUACACGGAGGAGCCGCACGCCUCGCGGCGCAAGAUCAUUCUGGAGAAGUACCCGCAGAUCAAGAAGCUGUUUGGCCACGACCCCAACUUCAAGUGGGUGGCCGGCGCUAUGGUGCUCGUCCAGAUCCUGGCGCUGUUCGUCGUGAAGGAACUGUCGUGGUCGUGGCUCAUCGUGGCCGCCUACUGCUUCGGGGGCAUCGUCAACCACUCGCUAAUGCUGGCCGUGCACGAGAUCUCGCACAAUCUGGCCUUUGGACACAGCCGGCCCAUGCACAACCGGAUACUGGGCUUCAUCUGCAACCUGCCCAUCGGGCUGCCAAUGAGCAUUUCCUUCAAGAAGUACCACCUGGAACAUCACCGUUACCAAGGUGAUGAGGCAAUUGACACGGACAUACCCACACUGCUGGAGGCGCGCCUGUUUGACACCACAUUUGGAAAGUUUCUGUGGGUGUGCCUGCAGCCGUUCUUCUACAUUUUCCGUCCACUGGUGAUUAACCCGAAGCCCCCAAAUCGCCUGGAAAUUAUUAACACCGUGGUGCAGCUGACUUUCAACGCCCUGAUCGUUUACUUCUUGGGCUGGAAACCCCUGGCCUAUCUGCUGAUCGGUAGUAUUCUCGCCAUGGGACUGCACCCGGUGGCCGGACACUUUAUCUCGGAGCAUUACAUGUUCGCCAAGGGCUUCGAGACCUACUCUUACUACGGUCCGCUCAACUGGAUCACCUUUAAUGUGGGCUACCACAACGAGCAUCACGACUUCCCGGCGGUGCCCGGCUCCAGGCUGCCAGAGGUUAAGCGCAUCGCCAAGGAAUUCUACGAAACAAUGCCACAGCACACCAGCUGGACCCGGGUUCUUUACGACUUCAUCAUGGACCCAGCAGUGGGACCUUACGCACGCGUCAAGCGACGCCAGCGCGGCCUGGCCUCCUAGGCCAUCGAUGCUAUUCAAGGUUUCAUGCCAUGAAUGUAAUCUCAGCGUUAGACCUAAAGCGGCUUUUUUAUGUAUAUAUACAACGUAGAGACAUUUACAGCGGAUGCAGAAGAAAUAAGGGGAACAACCACAAGCACACAGCGCCAGCUAAUCGCUGUGAUUAGAUAAAGGUACUCAGACACUUGCAGCGGCUGAUAUGAACAAUUACGUGGAUAUAGAUUUUGGUAUUAAUGCUAGAGUGUGAGCUUCGUUAGGUUCGUUGGCCUAACUGAGAGACACUAUUGAGCGCUUUAAUUAAUUGUUACCUCAUAAAUUGGAAAGCCUGUUAAACCUAGUGUGUAAUAUUUGUCCUAUUAUACUAUUGUCUUAGUAUUUUCGAUACAUAUUUAUAUUGCUUUCAAAUCAUUAUGUGCAGACUCGAUUUGGUGUGAUUAUUCCUUAUCGCCACCCCGGCCAACAGCAAGCCACUAAUCAAGCAACCAACUACUAUUUUUGAUAAACUCUUGAAACUGUUACCUAAGAAUAAAGUCUAACUAAUUUGCCGGGGUGGCUGCAUGUACAGAAUACACUUUAAACUUGUAAGCAAAAUAAUGCAAUAAAUAAUAACAUCGUA